AUGACCUCCAACGCAGACAAUGCCAUGGCUCGGUUCCUUUUUGCCAUUCUCAAGCAAAAGAACCUCAAGGAUAUUGACUGGAAUCAAGUUGCCAACGACCCUGUUCUGCUGCAGCCCAUUACGAAUGGUCAUGCCGCUAGAAUGAGAUACUCUCGUUUUCGCUCCACUAUUACCGGCCACGAGCCCACCAAGAGACGCAGCUCUAGCGAAAAGUCUGGCAAGGUCUCCAAGUCGUCUUCUCGACGAGAUUCACACCCCAAGAAGGACACCAUCAUCAAGUCAGAGUCCAGCAUCAGCUUGACGUCGUAUCCUCAGUUCACUCCAGACGUCUCUCCCUACAUGGGCGACCUCGGUGACGACUUUGAAAAUCCUCGAUUCAUGACUCCCUGCAGCGACGACAUGACCCAGCCGCUCUCUCUCAACCCGAAGGCGAUCCACCACCAGCUCCCCAAUCACCCCGGAUACAGUCUCGAUGCGAGCCCCGAGUUUUUGAAGCAGGAGCCAGGCCUCGAAGGCCCAACUGACUUCUCUGCCUUUGAGGCUGCCAUUGACAUGAGCAAUUUCGUCUCGGGCGGCAAUUUUGAUCUCUCUACGCAGACAGACCUCAAUGCCACCAGCCAGUCACUCUGGAACGACCACUUCCAAGACGGACACUUUUAA
This is a messenger RNA of Beauveria bassiana ARSEF 2860, 660 nucleotides long. RefSeq lists its product as uncharacterized. The record is from RefSeq and is a predicted model, not a curated record. The transcript is spliced from 3 exons. The coding region runs from base 1 to 660 and encodes 219 amino acids. NCBI's taxonomy places the organism in Eukaryota, Fungi, Ascomycota, Sordariomycetes, Hypocreales, Cordycipitaceae.